Messenger RNA from Suncus etruscus (white-toothed pygmy shrew), 1305 nucleotides. It is a transcript of the gene PSMD10, whose product is annotated as proteasome 26S subunit, non-ATPase 10. Lineage: Eukaryota; Metazoa; Chordata; Mammalia; Eulipotyphla; Soricidae. The transcript has 5 exons. Gene Ontology annotation, molecular function: protein binding. The record is from RefSeq and is a predicted model, not a curated record. The coding region runs from base 35 to 715 and encodes 226 amino acids.
GGUCCUACGCGCAGAACGAGCGUUGGAAGCAAAGAUGGAGGGGUGUGUGUCCAACCUGAUGGUCUGCAACUUGGCCUUCAGCGGCCAGCUGGAAGAGCUGAAGGAGAAGAUCCUGGCCGACAAGUCGCAGGCCACUAAAACGGACCAGGAUAGUAGAACUGCAUUACACUGGGCAUGCUCAGCUGGCCACACAGACAUUGUUGAAUUCUUGCUGCAACUCGGAGUGCCAGUAAAUGAUAAAGAUGAUGCAGGAUGGUCUCCUCUUCACAUCGCAGCUUCUGCUGGCCGAGAUGACAUUGUCAAAGCACUUCUGGGAAAAGGUGCUCAAGUGAAUACUGUCAAUAAUAAUGGCUGUACCCCCCUGCAUUAUGCAGCCUCCAAAAACAGGCAUGAGAUUGCUGUCAUGUUGCUGGAAAGUGGGGCUAACCCAGAUGCUAAGGAUCGUUAUGAGGCCACAGGAAUGCACCGGGCCGCAGCCAAGGGUAACUUGAAGAUGAUUCAUAUUCUUCUGCACUACAAAGCAUCCACAAACAUCCAAGAUACUGAGGGUAACACUCCUCUACAUCUAGCCUGUGAUGAGGAGAGAGUGGAAGAAGCAAAACUGCUGGUGACCCAUGGAGCCAGUAUUUACAUUGAGAAUAAAGAAGAAAAAACUCCAUUGCAAGUGGCCAAAGGAGGUUUGGGUGUAGUACUCAAGAGAAUGGUGAAAGAUUAAGCAGCUACUUUAAAAUUCUACUUUCAUUGUUACCUGGUUGUUCCUUGUAUCUUGAAAACUGUUAUAUUUGUGUACAAGAUAUCAUCGGUGAAUGAAGUUUCUCACCUGCAGAGUCUUAGAAACAUGCCGAGUACUGUUCCUGUGAGGUUACUUGUUCUAAGCUGGCAAUCUGCUUUCUAGGCUUUGAAUAGGCUGGAGAUUGUUCUACAAUUGUGGCCUAUAUUGCAUUUGGGUUAAUUUUGAGUAACUUAUUCUUCACUUGUUAUGGGUUCUCAGCAUCUUCCUUUGCACCCCAAAAAUAUUUGCCCUUUUCUAAGGCAAAAAUAUCCCAGUCAUAGUAAGCCAGUUGUUCCACCUGACAUUUCUAAGUGGAUUCUACAAGGUUCCUUGUUAGAAUUAAAAUACUCCUCAUUGUAUUUUUAAGCUCACUUAGAAUCCUAUGCCAGAUAUUUCUGUCUUUGCAACAGGACAGUUUAUUUUGUUAUAGGAUGAAUAAAAUAUUUUAAAGGACCAAAUUUUAAGUUGAAGGACAUGUGUGACCCAGUUUGAUAUUAAUAAACAUUAAAAUUAAUAAAAGAAUGAAAAUGAUA